This is a messenger RNA of Kalmanozyma brasiliensis GHG001, 5712 nucleotides long. RefSeq names its product protein of unknown function DUF221. The record is from RefSeq and is a predicted model, not a curated record. Lineage: Eukaryota; Fungi; Basidiomycota; Ustilaginomycetes; Ustilaginales. Gene Ontology annotation, cellular component: plasma membrane. The transcript has a single exon. Gene Ontology annotation, molecular function: calcium-activated cation channel activity. Bases 1 to 5712 code for a protein of 1903 amino acids.
AUGGCCGACGCAACUGAGCGACAGAUCAAUUCCAGCUUCCAGGGCUUGGUCUCGACCUGUGUCAUCUUCGCCGUCGUUGGCUCCAUCUCCGCCAUCACCUACGAGUCUUGCCGCCAGCUGCGCCGUCUACCGCGCACACGCUUCUCCAAAUUCUGGUAUGAUGAUGCUCGGCGUCAACAUCCCCCAGGCGGUGUCCACGACGAUCCCGCACAUGUUCGAGAAAAGGAUACAUGCGAAGAUUGGGAGAUGGGCCACUUUUACCUAUCGCGCGUCUUCCAUGCUUCCACACCCUCUCCCAUGCUCCCGCGCUGGCCAUUUGCCUGGGUCAAACGCGCCAUCUCCUUCACCGACGAAUGGUAUGCGGAUCACACCGGCAUGGACACCGUAGUCUAUGUCCGCUUCCUUCGCGCCUGCCUCUGGUGGGUCCUCCUUCAAUGCUUGACUACAGCCCCCAUCCUGCUUUCCAUCCACAUCACCUUCAGUCGCGGCAUCAGCACCACCGACAUGCAGCGGGCCUCCCUCUCCUACCUCGUUAGCACCCCCGCUCCCGACUGCACAGAGCUAGAGGUCGCCAAAUGUCCAACCGUGCCCAACGAAAGAGGCCGUUCGCUUCUCUGGAUCCACCUCGUACUCCUCUGGUACCUCAGCAUCACCUGGAUCUUGGCGCUUUGGUGGAUCGGCAGCGGCUCGCUCAAAGUGCGCAAGGCUCAGAUCGAAAAGACCCGAGUUAAGGUCAUCCGAGCCAAGCAAGAAGCACGCAGCGUUCCCCUCAAUCCCGCCGACGACACGACUCCCAUCCAUCGAGAUCCUCACCCAAACCUGACCAAGGCACAAGGUCUCUCGUCGGACAACAGCGACGGCUGGCGUCAACGUACCUUGAUGGUCAUGAAUCUGCCCGCCACCAUGCGAGACGAGGCCAGCGUUCGUCGCUACUUUGAGGAGUUCCUCCGUCCUGACGACGACCAAGCCUCCUCCAACGACGGCCAAAGCGACCAUCAGAUCAUCUCAUCUUCUCGUGUCCGCCGCGAUCCCGCAGACACAGACGCUCAGCAUACUUCCGGCUCCGACUCGGAUCAUCGAUCGCCUUCAGCCGAGCAUCACGCUGGACCACCCGCCCAAUUCUCGGCUUACAGUGACGGACCGGAUGGUCCUCAGCCUGAUUUGCAUCCGAAUCGACAUCUCAAGAGCCCGAUCCAGACGGUUGUCCUGGUGCGCAAGAUGAACGAACUCGCAUCCAUGCUCUCUCGUCGCCAAGAAGUGCUCACUCAACUCGAGGCAGCGCAUGUCAAGCUAGCCCAAGACGUGCUCGUCACCGUCGGUCGUCGCACCCUCAAAAUGCGCAAGCAGGAAAGGGACCGGGCCGCGGGCAAGCCUGCUCGAGACAAGCAAGGCAACUCCUCCUCUUCGUUCAAACGACUAGCGGCCUCCCUCCGCCGCCCUUUCCGCAAACAGGCCAAGAAGACUGCGCCCACCAGCGGUUCGAGCUCGGGCACUUCAACGCCUUCGGAAGCCUUGGACCCAGACAUUGAAAAGCUAGGCCAUGCUCAGCACACGGCAGGCAAAGCGCUCGAGGAAGAACUGGCGCGCAGAUUGGCCCGUUUCUCGCCCACUAACCGUGGCUCGCAUGCCAAACAGGCGCAGCAGGUCGGUGACAAUGAUGCCGACCACGAGCAUGAGAUCGGCGAGACGGUAUGGGAAGCGCUCGAAGAGCUGCCAGGAGAGUUGCUUGAUCCUUUCCAGCCAGCUACCAGAUUGUCGGCUCUCUUCCGCGGUCAGACGGUGCCCACCAUCGACUACCUCCUCACCAAGCUCAACCUGCUCACCGCCCUCGUCACAGAGAUGCGAUCCAGACCUCCGACCAGCUACGAGCCCACCUCGACCGCCUUUGUCACCUUUCGUGAUCCUCGUCAGGCGCGCAUGGUGUGGCGUGAGCUCAAGGACCAAAUCGUCGUCAAGGUGCGCCUCGCACCCGAAGUCAAGGAUCUCGACUGGGACCGACUUAUGAAGACAUCUUUCACCGUCGACGUCGUUCGUGGCUUUGGUGUCAGCGUCGUCACGUGGGGCUUCACCAUCUUUUGGGUCAUCAUCAUCAACGCCAUCGUCCUUGGUAUCUUCAGCGUCGACAAGCUCAAACAGAUCCCUGGCCUCGGCAACUUUUUCGACGACAACCCCAAACUCACCGGCUUCGUCACGAUCACCUUGCCACCCUUGCUCGUCUCGCUGGCAUCCAUGUCGGUGCCCGAACUCAUCUUCCAAGUCAGCAAGCGCGCUCAAGGUUUCGUCACCUUCAGUGCUCUGUACGACAUGUGCCUUGCACGCUACUGGAAGUUUGUCAUUUGCAACGUCGUCAUCUUCUUCAGUGUCGGUUCCGCUGUCAUCGUGACUGUCCUCACCAAGGUCGGCAACACGGGCUCCAUCCUCACCACCGUUGCAAGUUCGUUCCCCUCGGCUGCGCCCUUCUUCGUCUCUUACUUGAUUCUACAGCUGGCACUGCAGUCCGGCUUCGAGCACAUGGGCUUCAUGAUCGCGCUUCUGCAACACUGGGGCGCAAGGAAAGCGGCGACACCUCGAGUACGAGCCAUCAAGACACUGCCGCGCAAUUUCAACCGAUACUACUGGCUGCCGCUGCACAUCAACAUCAUGGCCAUCGUCUUUAUCUUUGCGCUGCUCAACCCACUGGUCAUCCCGUUCGCCCUCAUCUAUCUCUCGCUCGCCAUCGUCAUCUUCAAGAAGAACUUCGCCUACCACUACUACAGGCGCUUCAACGAGAUGGAGGGUGUGCUCUACUUUACCCGCCUGCUGCGCUACAGUCUCGACGCCAUCGUGGUCAUGCAGGCUGUCUUGCUCAUCUUCUUUUCCGUUCUUCGCCGAGCACCGGUGUACAUCGGAAUGUCGGCGUUGCUGAUUCCGCUCACCGUCAUCACCAAGCUCAUCGCUACGCGCCUGUGGAAAUCGCAGUGCCGGGCUUUGGAUGACGAGGAGGCCGAAGCGCUCUGCGGAAUCGACUCUCGUCCGCUCUGGGAAAAGAUGCAGAGGAACGACCUCGGUCCCAGCACGGCUGAGGAAGGGACCGGCAGCCGCCAACCGCUGGACGCGCUCGCUUCAGGCAGGUACCCCUCUGUCGUUCCGCCGCCGCCUACCAACUCGACGUUCCAGCGCGUCUGGCAACGGCUUCACGACUCGUUCAACGCCAACGGUCUCGACGGACAGAGCUAUCUCGCUACGGCGCAUGCCAAAGGCGAAGCACCCGCGAAUGCUGUCGGCGUCGGCGCAAAAGGGAUCGCCAGGACGCCUCGCUACAUUGUCAAGGAGACCGCCAAGCACGCUUUCCACUACCGCCAUGCUGCCAAGAACUCAUUGGGCAUCAACGAUCUCGUAGAAUCUCCGCGUCCGAGUCGCGACCGCCCUUCGGCAGAUCGUCGACCCAUCUCGGGCUUGCCGCCCACCAGCCAAAUUCAUGUUCAUACGUUCCGCAACUCGCACGAAGCUGCUGCUGAGGCGGAGCACAUGGACGGCGAGGUGCCCAACGAUCCCUCCGCCACUACGCAACGUAGCAAGACAGCCUCUCGCAAGGUCAAAGGCGAGCAUGUGGUCCAUCGCCGUCGCGACAGCUCGAGAAGCGAGGAUCGUCCGUUCCUGUCCGGCUUCGAUGCCAUCGCCUCCCACGCCCCGCUGCCAAGCGAGGACGACUACGAUCUGAGCUUCGAAGAUGGCGACGCUCCUUUCCUCGAGCACGACGAGGAGGGACAUUUGUUGCGCCAGACAAGUCAGCGCUCGAGGAGGCGAGGCAGCCGCAGCAACUACGGAACGCUCCGAAAGAAGCCGAGUCAGCUGGCCACCGUCCCUGACGAGGAGAUCCUGCAGAACACAGGCAGCGACGAGACGAACAAUUGGGCCGAGGGCGCGACCAGCACCGAUCCCCUCUACCAGCAUGCGCCGAAGCCGACAAAGCAAAACGCUGCCAAGACCGAUCAAGAAUGGGCCAAGUCGAGUCAGCGAUCGCACGGCGAUGACUACGAAGAUUCUCUCAAGGGUCGCGAGCUCGUACGACCUCAUCCUCCGGUGCGAUGGGACGACACGCCCAACAACUCGGCGCGCUACAACAAUCCCUUCUACAAUCAGGAGAUGGACGAUUUCCUCUGGCUGCCCCGCAAUCCUCUCGCGCCCGUCGAUCUCUUCGACACCAUCGAGUGGUACGGAUGUGCGCUCGUCAGCUCGCAAGGCGGUGGCGGAAUCGUUGGCGAGUGGGACGACGAGCAGGAUGACGACGACUACGACAACGAGAAGAGCGUCUCCCACGAGGAUGACAUUCCUCUUGGCGGCGAGGCGGCCACUUUUGUUCGGCCACAGGACAUGCUGCUUGAUGGUAAUGAGGAGAUUGUGCUUCCGGACAAGCUCGCUCGUCAUCUCGAAGAGACCGAAGCUGUCGAGGAAGCUAAGGACCCCGCUGCAAGCAUCCCCAAGAACCUCAUGAAGGAUUACAAACGAGCUCUGCGUCGCAACGAGCGCGCCGGAUCCGGCGACAGCGCUUCUCAACACUCGUCGUCGAGCCUCUUCAGGCGGGGCAGCGAUGCCUCCUCGCGCGCGGGCAAGGGCUACGCUGGAGGACCGUCGCUGUUGCAGGUGCCCUCGCAUGGCUCGUGGCGAAGCGGCGAUCAAAGCCAAGCACCCGCAAGUCCCACGUCGGUGCGUGCGUCCGUUCGACUGGGCAUGGGCGAACCAGAGCCUCUAGCCAGCGUCGCUGAAGCUGGGGUCAUGAUUCCCAAUCGCAGCUCGAGUCGUCGCAAACGCGCCGGCGGCGCUGAGAUCGUUGAAGACGACGAAGAUGACAUCUCUCCGACUACCGCUGCUGGCGAUCAAACGACGGACCUCACACCUACGAAGAGACGCGACGCCAACGCGACGACGUUGGACCGCAACACGUCGCGCAGGACGUACCGCCGCGAUGCCUCGGGUGCAUUGAGCGGCUUCUCGGGCGGCACGACGCAGAAGACAGUGACGCUCAAGGCAGCCUUGCGAGCCGAAGCUCUGGAAGAAGAGAGACGCAUCGGGCUCAAGGAGAGGCUGGCGGCGUCCAAGGGUCGCCGGAAGCGCAACGUGUCUGGCAAUGCCUCGACUCAACUCGAAGGACUCGAGGAGGCGAAAGCAGCCGAAGAGGUAGACGAGGAAGACGGCACCACGCCGCGUCGCGAAGCCAACGUGAGCACCAUCAUGGGUCGAUACGAAGCCGAGCACCGCCGACGCGAGGCGGGUGAAUUUGGACUGUUGACGCCAGGCAGAGACGGUGGUUUGCGCCGGGAUCUCUCUCAGAACUCACAGCUGGGAGAGUACUCGCCAGGACAGUUGGACAGGAGUGCUAGCAGCGCAUUUGGAGGAAGACGCUUCCGAUCGGCUGCACUUGGUGUUCUGAGCUUGUCACGAACGCCAAAGGCAGCUCGGGAUGCAAGCACCGCUUCGGCCGUGCCUAUGCAGGAGCUCGGUGGCAGUCGUCCGGCGACAGGCACGAGUGUGGUUGAGCAGAGCCCGAGUCAAAUGGUGGCACCGUUUGCAUUGCCAACGAGGAGCCAAGAGGCACGGCAGGAGGUGGAACAGCGGCCGGGUAUGUCGGAGAGGGGCAUCACUGAAGUGGCGCUGCCCGCCGAAGCGAGCCGCACGUCUGCGCUGGACAAGACGGUCGAGGUGCCGCCUUCGCCGUCGAAGCCGCCUCAGUAA